Molecule: messenger RNA, 3678 nt
Organism: Trachemys scripta elegans
Lineage: Eukaryota; Metazoa; Chordata; Testudines; Emydidae
Gene: PROM2
Product: prominin 2
Exons: 24
Coding region: 1-2523 (840 amino acids)
Cellular component (GO): prominosome; cell surface; apical plasma membrane
Molecular function (GO): cholesterol binding
Source: RefSeq, a predicted model, not a curated record
AUGCAGGCCCCUCAGCCCAGAUGCGUCCAGGGCUCAGCCUCUGCUCUGCCUCUGCACAUGUCUCUGGCCUUAGCCUGGGUUCUCCUGGAUCCAGUUCGCUCCCUGCAAUGUCCACCUGGAAACCCCCUCCUCGUCCACCAGUUCAUGGAGAUAGGUGCUGACCAGCGGGUCCCCGCCCAGCACCGGGUCCCAAGCUCGCUGGAUCCGCUCUACGGCGUCGUCCGGCGCUACCUGGAUGUGGUCCAGCAGAACCCCUUCCCCACAGAGCUGCUCCGGGUGGCCCUGAAUGAGCCGUCGUCAGUCAGAAGCUCUCAGGUGGUGCGCUACCAGGCUGGCUAUAUCAUCUGUGCCAUGAUUGCUGUGCUCUUCUUUGUGGCGGUCCCGGCGACUGGUCUGUGCUUCUGCUGCUGCCGGCGCCGCCGGCGCUGUGGGGGGCGCAUCAAGGCCGACCGCCGCUCCCUCACCUGCCAGCGCAACCUCCUCACGUUCUGCCUUUCCCUCACCACUGCCAUCCUCUUGGCCGGCGUUAUCUGUGCUUUCAUUGCCAACCAGCGGGUGAAGGAGCAGAUGGAGCCCGGGGCCCAAGCCGUGCCAGCCACUCUACACACUUUGAGGAAGAAUAUUGGCAGCAUCCCGCAGGGGGUGCAGUCUGUCGUGGAGCAGUUUGCAGUGCCCAGAAAGCAAAUAAUCGGCGACCUGAACAAUGUCAGCCGCGGCAUCGGCCUCACCAUCCAUUCGCUGCUGAAGGAGCAAGUGUAUUCAGUGCUGGAGGCCAUUCAGGGCAGAGCACAAGACCUACAGAACUCGCUGAACCAUUUACAGAUUCUCAACAAGACCGUGCGGACUCUGACCCAUUUCCAGGAUGAGCUGAGCCUGGCGCUGAGAGAUCGCAAGGAGAGCGCAGUCUCCCUGCUGGACAGUCCGCGCUGCACGUCCUGUGCCCGGGCACUGGGCAAAGCCCAGAGCUUGGAGCUGGGAGCUGACUACAGCAGGGUUCCUUCAGUGGAACAAGUUUUGAAGACACUGUCUGGUCUCCCCAAAGCUAACUUCCCAGACUUGAUUGACCAGGGCAACAGCACCUUCAACUCGAUGCCAGACCUAGCCGUUGCGAAGAUGGCCCAGGUUGUGCAGGACCUAAAGGACGAAGUGAACAAGAUCAGUGAGAAGGUCCAGUCUAUUGCAGACAGCUUCCCAGUCUCCGAUUACACUCAGCCCUUGAAUGAUGCCCUGAUGCAGGCGGAGAACAAGAGCCGCCCUUACCUCCAGGAGGUGAAACACUAUGAGAAAUACAGGUGGAUUGUGGGCAUCGUGCUGUGCUCCGUGGUCCUGCUGGUUGUAGCCUGUAACCUCCUGGGGCUGUCCCUUGGGGCCUGUGGGCUCGCCAUGCGGGAGGAUCCGAGCGACUACGAAAGCAGAGGAGAAGCUGGGGCCAAAUUCCUUUUGGUGGGUGUUGGCUUUAGCUUCCUCUUCUCCUGGCUCCUGAUUCUCUUGGUCUUCGCCACCUUUCUGGUUGGGGGCAAUGUCCAGACGCUGGUGUGUAAGAACUGGGCCAAUCAGGAGAUUUACAAGUUUAUCGACACUCCUGGGAACCUGCCUCCAUCCAUGAACCUCACCCAGCUACUCAGCCUGAAGAGGAACCUCAACCUAACCUCUGCUUACCAGGAGUGCAAGAAGGGUGCAGGCCUCUGGGACGUUCUGCAGCUCAGAGAUGCCUACAGUCUUGAGGAUCACCUCCACCUCAGCCAGUACACCAGAGACUUCCAGAAGCGCCUCGACAACUUCAACCUCCACUUUGAAGAAAUCCACUUCCUCGACGGGGCUGGGAGACGGGACCUGGAGACCUUCCGGCAGAGCGGGAUUGACCAGCUGGACUACCCCACAUUCCAGGCCGAGAUGCAGAACCCUGUGGUGAGGACGAGCCUGGAAGAUCUAGCCAGGGACCUCGAGGGCCUCCGAAAAAUUCAGAACAACAUCACAAUAGCAGGACGGCUGGCCAAUGAGUCCCAGGCCCUGUGGAAAAUCCAGAACGCCACCGUGCUCAUCCAGGAGGCCCUUGUGGUGAAGCUGAAUGAGAGCGUGCAGUUCUUAUCUGCCAUGGCACCCCACCUCCAGCCCCUCUUGAAACGGACGAUGGCCGAGAUCGCCCUAGUCGAGACCAUGCUCCCGGUGCAGGCACAGCGGCUCCUGAGACACGAGAUCGGCUGCUUCACAAAGAAAGAACUGGGCUAUUUCUCGCAGUACCUGAACUGGGUGAGACGCACGCUGACUGAGGACGUGGCUUCCUGCCAGCCCCUCGCCACGGCACUGGAUAAUGGCCGGGUGAUCCUGUGCGACCGCAUUGCUGAGCCCUGGAAUGCCUUCUGGUUCAGCCUGGGCUGCUGCACCUUCUUCCUCAUCCCCAGCAUCAUCUUCGCCAUCAAACUUACCAAGCACUUCCGCCCCAUCAGGAACCGGUUAAUCUCUACUGCCUCAGAGGAGACCUAUCCUUUCCACAUCCCCCGCGUUACAGCUCUCAAGCUAUAGGAAGGGGUCUCCGGCAUCUCCAGGUCUCCUGAGGAAACUGCCUGGAUCCCUCCCAGUGCCAGAACCAUCCCCAUCAGAGACACUUCCCUUCCACUCUGCCUCACCUUCCCCAUGUUGCUUCUGAGCUGCUGGAGGAGACUCCUGCAAUGACCCCACUCCUCAGCUCUUUCUCCCAGCACCCCGCUCUAGUGACCCCCACUCACUGCAGCGCCAGUGGAUUUGCACAGCACAGCAAGGCAGAAGGGAAAAUUCCUGCCGCAUAGCAGCAUCCCUCCAGGGUUCGACGUCUCCAGCCAUCCCAAAGGGGAGCCAUUAAAACCUACCGAUGCCCAUGUUACCUCCCGGAUUAAUUCAUGUCUGCGGUGUCCUCCCGGCUUCAGGCUGCUUCAUGGUUCCAGCAAGUUUUUCUUAGGAUCUGUGAGUGAGUGAGCCUGCCUGGCUCGCUCAUCUUCCUCCCUGGCCUUCUGCAAACACACACGCACUGGGCUGCAAUGCUAAAUCCACCGUGCUCACACAGGGCUCUCACUCAUUCAGGUUAAGAGGAUGCAUAUAUGACCUGAUGACUGGUCAGGGCUCUUCCCCUUAGAGCCUGGACCAGCUCCCCAGAGCCAAACGCUCCCCAGUGCGGCCAAAACCCAGAUCUGGAUCUGAACCCGGCACCCUGGUCAUUGGCUCGCUAAUGGGCCACACACAAACCUCCGCUCCAAAGAUCCCAGGAGAUGGGGUGAGGGGGGAUGUGAAGUCCAGAUCUCAGUUUUGCAGCUGGGGCUCGUCUCUUCUUCCCAGGUCAGGCCUCUCGCUGGGACUCUUGCUUCUAUGUCUGCUGUCCCUGCCCGGCUCUGGAGCACCAAGCUCACAGAACGUCCUGUCACUGCUGCUUGGGUGAAAACCUACCUGGGUCUUUGGGGACUCCUCCAGGUGGUGCAGGACCCCUGCUGCCAGAGGAGAGGACACGGGUCUAAAUUCGACCCCCAGCUGGGAGAUCGCCCCUUCUGUCCCCAACUCUAGGCACCUAAAGGAAACUGGUCUGGCUCCCUCUGAGGUGAAGAUGGGUCCUCAUGCUUCUCUGGACUUUUCUGCCAAAGGGCAGGCUACCAAGGCCCUGUUGUAUUUUAACCCAUCCUGGAAAGCCCCGGCAUUGGGAUUUAGGGUACA